Molecule: messenger RNA, 1346 nt
Organism: Spea bombifrons (plains spadefoot toad)
Lineage: Eukaryota; Metazoa; Chordata; Amphibia; Anura; Pelobatidae
Gene: EXTL2
Product: exostosin like glycosyltransferase 2
Exons: 4
Coding region: 331-1293 (320 amino acids)
Cellular component (GO): membrane
Molecular function (GO): glycosyltransferase activity
Source: RefSeq, a predicted model, not a curated record
GUUGAGUGCUUCUUAUAUUCUAAGGAAUACGGUAAUCCUUCUUUACAGCAGACAGGGACAUGUAAUCCGAGUAGUGCCUGGAGAGGCAUACACUGGAAGCAGCAGAGCAUUGUGGGAAUGCUGUUGCAGGAAAUCCAUGCAGUGAAUGUGUUUAGAUGUUGGUCUCUAACUGUUUCUAACUUUAUAUCCUCAUGGAAUAUUUAAUUCUACUUCCCAAUUGAUCACAUUCCUCCUGGAUGCUGGGAGAGAGAAUCUGGGGGCAACUUUUAAAUAAGUUAGGAUUUUCAGAUGUGAUUUCCAUUCAUCGUUGUUGUAAAAAGAUUCCUGAGGAUGAUGAUGAAGCUGAGGAUGCGGCGUGUAUCCUGUGCCGUCCUCAUCCUGCUGCUGCUUCUACUAGGUACCCUUGCGGCCCUGUUGCCAGCUGCUUAUGAUGAAGGUGUCCUGGGUGUCCGUAGGGCAGCGCCAUACUCUGACCUGUCCAAUGAAGAUUCCUUUACUCUCAUCAUGCAGACUUACAAUAGGACGGAUCUCCUGCUUAAGAUGCUGAACCACUACCAGGCUGUUCCACGGGUCAGCUGCAUUGUAGUGGUUUGGAAUAACGUGGGGCAGGACCCUCCCCAAGAGUUGUGGGAGAGUCUGGGGCCUCAUCCUGUGCCUGUCUUUUUUAAGAAACAGACUGCGAACCUCAUGAGGAACAGAUUACAGAAAUUUCCAGAGAUAAAAACUCAAGCUGUGCUAAUGAUGGAUGACGACACGCUUGUUAGUGCUUACGACGUUUCCUUCGCCUUUUCAGUCUGGCAGCAAUUCCCUGAUCAAAUUGUGGGUUUCGUGCCAAGGAAACAUGUCUCAUCCUCAUCUGGGAUAUACAGCUAUGGCAGCUAUGAGUUGCUGGCUUCAGAAACUGGACAUGGGGACUUCUACUCCAUGAUACUUAUUGGGGCUGCCUUUUUCCACCGUCGUUACUUGCAGCUCUUUGAACAAUUGCCAACUCCAGUCCAUGACAUGAUAGACCAGACACAAAACUGUGAUGAUAUUACAAUGAAUUUCUUGGUUGCAAACCAUACUGGGAGACCAUCGGGUGUGCUGGUCAAACCUACAGACAUGAGGAACCUAGAAAAGGAGGCAGGGAGUGGGUACACGGGGAUGUGGCAUCGUGCUGAGCACCUUCUGCAGAGAUCUUACUGUCUUAACAAGCUGGCUCAAAUUUAUGGCAAAAUGCCCCUAAAAUAUACCUGCAUAAUGAUUACGCAAUUUGGCUUUCCUCACUAUGCUAAUCACAACUCUAAGACAUAGUAACGUAUGAAAGGAUACCAAUUAACACAAUAACCUUGGAGAACGACUUUAUU